GCCCUAGGGAGGCUGCUUGGCGCGGCCUCGGGCCUCCUCGAAAAGGAUGCUGUCCCGAAAGAAAACCAAAAACGAAGUGUCCAAGCCGGCCGAGGUGCAGGGGAAGUACGUGAAGAAGGAGACGUCGCCUCUGCUGCGGAAUCUCAUGCCUUCAUUCAUCCGGCAUGGUCCAACAAUUCCAAGACGAAUUGAUAUCUGUCUUCCAGAUUCAAGCUCUAAUGCUUUUUCAGCUUCUGGAGAUGGAGUAGUUUCAAGAAACCAGAGUUUUCUUAGAACUCCAAUUCAAAGAACACCUCAUGAAAUAAUGAGAAGAGAAAGCAACAGAUUAUCUGCACCUUCUUAUCUUGCCAGGAGUUUAGCAGAUGUACCUAGGGAGUAUGGCUCAUCUCAGUCAUUUUUGACAGAAGUUAAUUUUACUGUUGAAAAUGGAGACUCUGGUUCCCGAUAUUAUUACUCCGAUAAUUUUUUUGAUGGUCAGAGAAGGCGUCCACUUGGAGAUCGUGCACAUGAAGACUACAGAUAUUAUGAGUACAAUCAUGAUCUCUUCCAAAGAAUGCCACAGAAUCAGGGGAGGCAUGCUUCAGGUAUUGGGAGAGUUGCUGCUACAUCUUUAGGAAAUUUAACUAACCAUGGGUCUGAAGAUUUACCCCUUCCUCCUGGCUGGUCUGUGGACUGGACAAUGAGAGGGAGAAAAUAUUAUAUCGAUCAUAAUACAAACACAACUCAUUGGAGCCAUCCUCUUGAACGAGAAGGACUUCCUCCUGGAUGGGAACGAGUUGAGUCAUCAGAAUUUGGAACUUAUUAUGUAGAUCACACAAAUAAAAAGGCUCAGUACAGACAUCCUUGUGCUCCUAGUGUACCUCGGUAUGAUCAACCCCCUCCUGUCACUUACCAGCCACAGCAAACUGAAAGAAAUCAGUCUCUUCUGGUACCUGCAAAUCCUUAUCAUACUGCAGAAAUUCCUGACUGGCUUCAGGUUUAUGCACGAGCCCCUGUGAAAUAUGACCACAUUCUGAAAUGGGAACUCUUCCAGCUGGCUGACCUGGAUACAUACCAGGGAAUGCUAAAGUUGCUCUUCAUGAAAGAACUGGAACAGAUUGUUAAAAUGUAUGAAGCUUAUAGACAGGCUCUUCUCACUGAGCUUGAAAACCGCAAGCAGAGACAGCAGUGGUAUGCCCAGCAACAUGGCAAGAAUUUUUAAGUUAACCUUUUAAGAAUAAAAUUUAAUUUUUAUAAGGGCUUUAAAAUAUUUUCACAGUUGAAAAAACUGCAAACAAAUACUUCGGUUAAUAAAGGCAGCUUACUUUUGGGAAGUUCUAAUUUUACAUAUAUUUUGUUAUUAGAAAUUUUCUUUUAUUGAACAAAAGAAAUGAAUUUAUUAUUUUAAGAGUCAACAUGAUAUGCUUUCAAAUAUUGCAUAUUAGGAAAUUGCUUUGAAUAAUCUUGAUGGAGAAAUAUGCAGAAAAAAAUGUUACCAUCGGAUAUUUAAAAGGAAAUGAUCACUUGGUAACUCCUUAUAGCAGCAGUAUCUUUCUUUAAGAAAGAGAAACUAUGCAGUAUUUUAAAAAGAUGUUUAUUGCUUUAGUGUGGAAUGUUGUCCGAGUUGGAUGAUUUAAAUUUUACCAUGGUAUAGUUCAAAAUAUAAAAUAAGAUUUGGAAUCUUUAUUGUGAUAAAUUCUGUAUAUGGCCCCCCCACACAUACACAGCUAAAUGUAAGGAACCCUUUUGAAGCAUGUUGAGAAAAAUCUUUUCAGGAAUAAAUUUAAGCAAGAAGCUUUAGCCUGUGUGGGGAAGGUAUGUGCAUCCCUCAAAAGUUGCUACUUGGUUUCAUCCAGAGCUCUUAAUUGGAUUUAGCAUGGCUCUGAUGAGACAGUGUAGGGUUCCAAACGGCAUAGUGCACUGCCUUCUGACAGACUGGGUUAAGCUGCCAAAAAUGACAAUCAGGGAUUCAAUAAGAAAUCUUAGUCAUUAAACCAAUUUUAUAUUACCUUUUUUAUCUUCUAAGUGUUUGUUACAAAACUUUAUAUAUUUCCCUCCCAUUUUCCUCCUGGUUUAAUAGUUAAGACAUUGUUCAUAAUUAGCACAGUAAUUUGAUUAUAGACAAAUUUAUGAUACUUCUAGCCUGUAAAUCUCUAGAAUUCUGUGAAUUUCAUAGCUCUUUAGAUACCUGUAUUGUAAAUAUGUAAAUAUAUUUUUAGUUUAGAUAGUCUUCCAAAAUACAAGCACUCCUAGUUAGAUAUCAGUUUGAGUUAUUGAUAAAAUGUUAAGUGUUUGAUUUUAUAUAACAAGCUUAUUAAAUAUAUUUUUGUGGAAACUAAA
Marmota monax (woodchuck) is the source of this 2319-nucleotide messenger RNA. RefSeq names its product salvador family WW domain containing protein 1 (gene Sav1). The coding region runs from base 47 to 1201 and encodes 384 amino acids. Gene Ontology annotation, biological process: hippo signaling; apoptotic process; regulation of cell population proliferation. NCBI's taxonomy places the organism in Eukaryota, Metazoa, Chordata, Mammalia, Rodentia, Sciuridae. The record is from RefSeq and is a predicted model, not a curated record. The transcript is spliced from 5 exons. Gene Ontology annotation, molecular function: molecular adaptor activity; protein binding.